CAGGUAAGCGAGCGGAUGAUUGCAACAUUCUUCCGCAGAACGGCUUUGCAGUAACCAGCAGUGUGACAGACUAACAUGGAGCAUGUUUUUCUCGUCUGGAGUAUAUAGCCAAAGUACAUUCAGAUAUUGUCAGACAGCAGUUUCUUUUGGGAGACGUCUGGAUACCUCACAAACGAGGAUGAUGGAGCAGAAUCUUUGCAAGUGACAUCCAAAUCAUGAUACCACCACCGCCGCCACCACCACCACCUAAUGCCCCACCUCCCCCUCCUCCUCCUCCACCCCCUGCCCUCUUCUCUGGUGGAGGCCCGUUUACCAGAGGCCCAAUGCGGGCCUCUAGAAUGCGUAAUUUCAAUUGGGAGGCCAUACCUAAGGACACUGUGCUUGGCAAACACAACAUAUGGACGGCUGAGAAGAACAGUGAGUUUGAGUUGGACACCAAACGUAUGGAGGAGUUAUUCAGCCACAAUGAUCAGAAGCAGGUCCAGGCCACAAACCGCCGCAGUGUACGCCAGUCCCCGAGCAAUGCCUCAGGACCCGAAAUGGUGACCAUCCUCAACUCCAAGAAGAACAUGAACAUUGGUAUCUUCCUCAAGCAGUUCAAAAGGUCAGUGAGUGGAAUGAUUGAUGACAUUAUCAACGGCAGAGGAGAAAGAUUUGGGACUGGGAAACUGAAGGAGAUGUGCAAACUACUGCCAGAGGAUGGAGAGGUGCGUCAGCUUCUUGAUUUUAAAGGAGACUGUUCAACUCUCUCUGAGGCAGAUCGGUUCAUGGUACAACUUGUCGAAGUUCCUUGCUAUGAGGAACGGUUGAACAGUUUAGUACUCAAAGAGGAAUUCCCCCAUUUUAUGGAUGAAGUGAAUCACUCUAUUGCAGUUAUGACCUCUGCUGGACAAGAGCUGCUGGAAUGUGCUGAUCUACAUUCAGUCAUUCGGCUGGUCUUGAAGACGGGGAACUACAUGAACUCUGGAGGUUACGCUGGCAGCGCGGUGGGAUUCCGGAUAAUGUCGCUUCUCAAACUAGCAGAUACCAAAGCCAACAAGCCUGGAAUGAACCUCAUGCACUAUGUUGCGAUGCAAGCCCAGAAGAUUGAUGCAUCGCUACUGAAGUUCCCAGAGCAGCUACAGCACAUUGGAGAUGCAAAUGCAGACACCAGGUUAAAGGAGGCCGAGGCGGCCUUCAAAAACCUUUCAGCCGUGAGUGAUUCGGUAGCAGAGUAUUUCUGUGAGGAUCCAGCAGAAUUCAUGGAGAAUCUUGAACGAGAAAUGGUGGAGGUGAAGCGCAGACAGCGAGAGCGUACUCAGAUCGCGACCAAACGACGUUCCACCGCCACCUGGGGGCAAAGACUUUUCAUGGAGAAUCUUGAACGAGAAAUGGUGGAGGUGAAGCGCAGACAGCGAGAGCGUACUCAGAUCGCGACCAAACGACGUUCCACCGCCACCUGCUCCUCACGAGACAAAGACAUUGAAGGAGUUGCUCUGGAGUCCAUCCUACAGAGGUUUAACAGCCGCCAGUCCCGCCGUAGAGCCGGGACCAGUUCCCCCUCAUGGGGCAAUCUUACUGAGACCACCAUACCGGAGAAACGCCCCGCUGACAACAGAGAGGUCAAGAGAGACAGCUGGAUCAAAAGUGCCAUGCAAUCCCCUUUGAUUAAGGAGAGCGUUGAUAAAGAUGAGACACCCAAGCACCCAGAGAUUACAAUCUCGAGCUCAGUGCAGAAAAGUGCCAAUUCCUCAAUCAAUCAACGUGUCUCUGUAUUCACGGUGCAGGAGGAAGAAGAUGUGCAGACAGAGACAGAGGUGCAAAAUAUGAGAGAGGUGUCACGGAAAGUUUUGCAAUACCAGUCCAGUCGAAGUAGCAUUUCAUCCAGCGAGCCCCUGUCACCGAUCCUGUCUCCCAGGCAGACAUUCUUCCAGGAAGACAGAAGACUGCUGAUCGUGACCAUAGAAGAAAACGCAUCUAAAUCCAGCUCUCUGCUGCAGAAUGGCCAGAUCAUCAAUCGCCGGCACACAAUCGCACUUCCUGAGGCCAGUUGUGGAAAUACCAGCCAAGAGGAUCUGUUUGUGCCUAGUAAUCUAAACGCAUCUCCGGCUCCUUCUAUAGGUGUUAUUGGAAAAGGGAAAUCUGUGGAUUGCGGUAUGAUUGCCACAUUGCAAAACUCUACAGAGACUGUUAAAGAUUCAGACACCAAGCCACUUAAUUCUCAAGAGGAAUCACAAUCUGUUGACUCAUCACAAUCGGUCGAGCCGGAGGCGAAGACUGAAGAGACAGUGCCUAGCUUGCAGUUUAGUACUGGGAAGAGACAUAGCCAAACAAUAUCAUUUAAAAGCACUAAAGAAGGCUUCAGCCUUAUGUCUUUAUUUAAGCGUUGGCGUGAAAAAGAAUCAAAAUCAAAAGAGCUUGAUUCUGACAGCGUAGACCCAUGAUCUUAAACACGUUUUCUAUUUAUUCAGGCAUUCAUGCUAGGUGUCAUGCUGCGUUUAUUGAAAACAAGAUUGGUGCUCUGUCACUGUUGCUUGCUGAAACAGUGAAUAGACAUUUAUUUCCAUGUCUACUAUAAAAGGAGAAAAAAUAAUGCACAUGCAAUU
This is a messenger RNA of Sinocyclocheilus grahami, 2585 nucleotides long. RefSeq names its product FH2 domain-containing protein 1-like. Bases 216 to 2423 code for a protein of 735 amino acids. The record is from RefSeq and is a predicted model, not a curated record. The transcript has 12 exons. Lineage: Eukaryota; Metazoa; Chordata; Actinopteri; Cypriniformes; Cyprinidae.